This is a messenger RNA of Copidosoma floridanum, 1011 nucleotides long. RefSeq names its product acyl-CoA Delta(11) desaturase-like. Gene Ontology annotation, molecular function: iron ion binding; stearoyl-CoA 9-desaturase activity. Gene Ontology annotation, cellular component: endoplasmic reticulum membrane. The record is from RefSeq and is a predicted model, not a curated record. Gene Ontology annotation, biological process: unsaturated fatty acid biosynthetic process. Lineage: Eukaryota; Metazoa; Arthropoda; Insecta; Hymenoptera; Encyrtidae.
AUGCAUCCAAAUUCUGGGGACACGUCAGUGGAGACGAAAGGGGAGACCGACUCGCCAAAGAGCAGCCCAGCACCAUCAGGAGCCAUGAAAAAGAGAAGCUCGCGAUGGAUAUUUCUAAGGGACGACAUAAGGUGGCAGACCACCAUCGUACUCGCCAUCAUUCACGUGGUAGCUCUUUACGGGGUGCUCACCUUCCCCUACAUACAAAAGUUCAAAACGAUACUCUGGGCGUACUUUGUCGCCAUGUACACGAUGUUCGGCAUCAACGGAGGAGUUCACCGCUACUGGUGCCACAAGUCCUACAAGGCAAAAAUAUCCUUAAGAAUCGUCCUAGCAUUCUGCUACCUCUCCGCGGCUCAGGUGUCGUUCAAAAAGUGGGUGCUGCACCACCGCUUGCACCACCGCUACAUGGACACGGAGGCCGACCCGCACAACGCCAAGCGCGGCUUUUUCUUCUCGCACAUCGGCUGGCUGAUGGUCGACAAGACUCCCGAGGCCAGCAAGAAGCAGAGGGAGAUCGAUCUCAGCGACAUGCAAGCCGAUCCCGUCAUCCGAUUCGCCGACAAGCACUUCUUCGUACUGUGCGUCCUCGUCCAGGUGUUUUCCGUGUUGAUACCGGUUUACUGUUGGGGCGAGGACUGGUACCACGGGCUCCUGUCGCAGACGAUCCGCUACGCGUACACGCUCAACGCCAUGUUCUCCAUAAACAGCGUCGCGCACACUUACGGCUACAGGCCCUACGACAAGAGUAUCGCCCCGGUGGAAAAUCGGUGGGCCUCUUACGUGUCGUUUGGCGAGGGCUGGCACAACUACCAUCACGUUUUCCCGUGGGACUACCGGACCCCGGAGAUCGGCGGUCCGCGUUUCGACGUCGUCGGUAAUCUGAUAACGAUGUUCAGCUGGAUCGGCUGGGCGUACGAUCUCAAGAAGCCCUCGGACGAUUUGGUCAGGAUGACCAUGCGGAAAAAAGGCGACGGCACCUUCCUCGACAAAGACGUGGCUCGAGGCUGA